Caenorhabditis auriculariae is the source of this 20934-nucleotide messenger RNA. NCBI's taxonomy places the organism in Eukaryota, Metazoa, Nematoda, Chromadorea, Rhabditida, Rhabditidae. The record is from the annotation of a GenBank genome assembly.
AUGUUGAGAGCGUUUGAAAAGAUUGGAAUCAAAAACGUCGAAAGAAUCGAACGGAGUGUGGUGUGGAUGACUUCGAGGACAAACCGUGAAGUGAACAUAAAAGUUUUCAUGGAACACGCCGGCGACCGGAUGACAGGUUAAGAUAAAAAGAAAAUAAAAAUAGAAGAAAAUUUAAGAAUGCAUAUACUCUGAGGGCGAAAACCCAUUCAAACCAGUGGCCAAGCGAGAGGAUUAUACAGAAGUGCCUUUGAUUGAGAAGAAAAAAAGACUUGUCGAGGUGGGAAAGAGCGUUCAAAAAAUCCUGCUAUAAAGACCAAAAAAUCCAUCAUUUUCUAAAAAAUUGUGAAAUUUUCAGUUAUUGAACAAUGUUUUAGUGAAAUCUGCGCGCGCUUACGUAUAAAAAAAAUUGAGCUGAAAAGCUUUUUUUCAGUACAACGAAAAGUGUGGACUUGGAUUGGACCCAGAAGAUAUAACAUUCUACUAUGAUUAUUACAAAGAUGAAGCUAAGAGGUUGAGCUUUCAAAGUUUUGAUACUCAAAUCAAAAACUUUAGGAACCCCACAGACGUUGAAUUGUACGACCUGGCAAAUUCGGACUCGGAACAUUCGCGCCAUUGGUUUUUCAACGCCAAUUUGUUCGUUGACGGGGCGCCACGCACGGAUACUUUGAUGGAAACCGUCAAGAAAACUUUGAAAGCGCCAAACAACAGCGUUUUAGCGUUCUGCGACAACUCCAGGUCCGAUUUCAUCGAUUUUUUGAACUUGAGAAAUCAGAAAAAUUGUUUAAAAAAUUCAAAAUCAAAGCUCAGCUUACAAACGAAGUGAUUUUGGUACAAAGUAUUGUAAUUUUCUAUACCUUUCAAACUUAAUGUAAUAAUGACCAUAUCUUGUUAGCUACAGAGGAUUUCAACAACAAAAAAGCAAAAUCAGAAAAACCAAAAAAAUAAUGGAGCGAUUGGAAUGAAGGAACCAAAAAAACCGGAAGUUAUAUAGAGUCGCUCUAAAAAUUUGCAGUUCCUUUUCUUAUAGAAGAUUAUUAGUUGUUGACUCUUGAACAUGUUAAAAUUGAAGUGAAGAGGAGAAAAAAUAAAUAAAUGAAAAAGAAAUCAAUAAGUUUGAAAUUGGACGAACUAAUGCGCGCGAUGGACAACUUGAAAAGGAAACUUGAAUACUUAAGGGUUUUUCGUCUUUUUUCGAUGGUACGAUUUUAUCUCAUGCCGUGUUCAAAGUGAUUCCGCGAAAUUCAAAAUAGCCGUCAGAGAAAGAGAAAGAUAACUAAAUUUUGGAGGGUCAGAGACCAUUUUGCAUUUCGCGGAAAUUACUUUGAACACGGCAUCAAGUCCGCGAAUCUCCGGAGCCGUUAUCUCAGAGUACCGUAAUCUCAAGGCCCAUAAUCUCCGAAACCACUUAUCUCCGAAAACUCUUUCCUUCUUUGCUGUCCACAUGCAAAAGUGAUCAGAGAAGCUAAAGGACAAAAAAAAAUAGAAAGAAAUAUCACUUUGAAAAAUUGAAAAGUUUUUCACUCAGUGGAGAAAAUGAAAAAAGUUUGAAAAACGAAAAUAUUUGGCUUUCGUACGCAGUUUCGAUCGGAGAGUGUAUUCUGAGCACAACACAAGAAAAAAAAUGAAAAUAAAAUGCAAAAAAGAGAAAGAAAAUUGAAGUUUUUUGUUUUCGGAGAUAAGUGGUUUCGGAGAUUAUGGGCCUUGAGAUUACGGUACUCUGAGAUAACGGCUCCGGAGAUUUGCGGACUUGAGGUAAAAUCGUACCAUCCUUUUUUCGGGACAUUUUUCGAUUUUAUUUUUGUUUGUUUCAGAAAUUGAAGUACUAUCUAUUUAUAGGUUUUUAGCAAUGAAUAUAAUGAACCCGAUUGGAUAGCUUCAUGUCUGAAAAUUUACAUUACUUCAGGGAUUUACGGAAGAACUCCGCAAAUUACAGUUUUCAUUCACGUUUAUGUUUUAGCUUGGAUGAAUUGUUUUUCAGUGUCAUCAGAGGCUAUAAUGGAAUCUCGCGUUUACGGCCGAAAGAUCCGACCACAGCUUCGGAGCUCCAGUUUCUUUUCGCGCAUGAUAAACCGGGCAGUGCUAUCCACUUGCUGUAUACUGCUGAAACGCACAAUUUUCCGACGGCCGUUUGCCCAUUCCAAGUCUGGUUUUCAUUAGAAAAUCGUGUUACAUGGAAGAUCGGACUCAGAUUUUCGUGGUAGGAAGCCGUAGGGGAGAUUAUGACGAAACAAACAGUAAAAGAAGUUGUCUGAUAAGCGUCAUAGGAUACCGAGGAAAAACCAUGGAUUUUUUUGAAAGCAUUUUUAUGGAUGAUUUGAUGUGUUUUUUCUUUUUAAAGCUCUCUCCAUCACGAUAAUAUCGUUAGAAAAGCGCUGUUGAAAAACGUUUCGUAAUUUAGUCAUGCUAUGUUUCAGACAAUGCGCAAGCUCUUCGUGAUGGCCUAAAACAUUUUUCGAAAUAUAUUUCCGUUUAUACAGUAUAAGCCAUUAAACUCAAGGCCCAUUAUUUUUUGAACACCCUGAUAUAUCAGGGAGCAGCGACUGGAACCGGCGGCCGGAUUCGCGACGUUCAUGCCACCGGCCGUGGAGCCCACGAAAUUGCCGGGGUUGCGGGUUACUCGGUCGGAAAUCUUUUUAUUCCAAGGAUGCUGACACCUUGGGAAGUUAGGAUGUCUCAGCCAUCACCGAAAGGCAUCUGCCAACCAUUAAAGGUAGGGCCAUUUUUUCUCGAAAACUUUUUUUUUGGAAAAACUCAAGUUAAUUUUGAAAUUUGUGCUUUUCGUUCAACCACGAUGAUUAUUGCUUUGGCUUUUCAAGUCCGAAUUUUUCGCGGUCCUUUUUGAUUAUCUCAAACCACGAAAACAUGAUUCGAUUCUGAAAGCGCUCAGGAUGCGCAAAGUCGUAUUUGACCAAAAAUAAAAAAAAAAUAGAAUGAAAAACGGCUCUUCGCCUCGAGACCUUCAUAGAAUUUGUCAAUGUUCGGUAAAACACUUACGGAAUUCCUAAUGGGGUGAGGGAAGGUAAGCGAGGCGUCGAAAUUCCUGAAUUUACAAAAAAAAGAAGUGCGCGCUCCGGAUAAAAUGACGUCAUUCUACGUCACAAGUUACAUGAGUAUUCAACGUUAAUAACUUGCAUAUCGUACUCCCAAUUUGGCUGCGUACUUGAGAUUUCAAUUUUCGCGCCAAUUUUUUUUUUUUUGUCGUUUUUCUCACUCCGUUUGGGAACGCCGUGCACUGACAAAAUAUUUCGUAGCAAAUUUAUCCGCUCAAAACUAUAGAUCCUUAUCGAGGCUUCCAACGGCGCCUCGGACUACGGUAACAAGUUUGGCGAGCCAAUAAUUUGCGGAUUCGUCCGCUCGUUGGGCAUGGAAGUCGGCAGAGAUUGGUACGAGUACCUCAAGCCGAUCAUGUUCUCCGGCGGCAUCGGAACUAUCGGUUGACCAGAAAAUAUUGGAAAAACUAGAACAAAAGUGUUUUUAAGAGGAUCGAUACGUGAGUAAGAUCAAACCGUCCGACGGACUUCCGAUUGUGAAAAUUGGCGGUCCUGCGUAUCGUAUCGGCGUCGGCGGCGGAGCUGCUUCCUCGUUGAAAGUUCAGGGUGUGGUUUUAGGCUCAGAAGAAACUUGAGAAAAAAAACUCUUGAUUUGUUUCAAGAGAAAAGUGGGAUGAAAUUUUGAAAAAGUAGCAAAAAUCCUUCAUGUUUCGUGCAUAGCAGAUUCACGGCUGGCUUGAGCCGUCGAAAAAUGGGUCCUGAGACUAUUAAAAAAGAGAUGGUUGCUGUGGAGCGCAGACAGGCCACGCCUAGCUUAGCGUACCAAGUUAGCCGUGAAUUGGCUAUAUACUAUAGAGAAAAAGAAAACGGGAUUUUUUUUUCGAGAAUUUUUCCUGUAAUCCUCAGAUAGAACCCUUCCGAGAAACUUCCCUUCGUGUCUCGGUGCAUAUACCUUUCAUUUAGCCUAAAAUAAAGUUAUUAAAGGCGCAUACACAGAGAUAGGCCUAUUGGAAGGGUCGCUGGCUUGGAGAAAAGAGGGAAGGGUCGCUGGCUUGGAGAAAAGUAAUAAGUCGUAACAAGCUGACGCGGAAUGGGCUAUAACCCUUAGAAGGAAAACGGCAGGUCAGCGCGCAUUCAUCAGUUUAGAGAGCACAAAAAAAUUGGAGAGAACAGAAUCGUGCUACGAUUCCUAGACAGUGUGUAGAACGAGGAGAGGGCGAGUCUGAUCUCUCCAAGUUUACAAUGCUCUCUAACCAUCUCUCUGCUGCCUUUUUUAUUCUAACUUCUUUGUGCGAAGAUCCUACUAUAGCUGAUUCACGGCUGGUUUGAGCCAUCGAGAAAAGGGUCCUGCCACGAAAAGAGACGAGACAGUGCCUGGUUGGUGGAGAGUGCAGACAUGCCACGCCUUUUUUGCGUCCCAAGCUAGCCGUAAAUCGUCUAUACCGUAACUUCCGUUCUAGAGUGCCGAUUCUUUUUACGAUUUUUCUUUCCUACGAAAAUUCGUCCCAUCGCUCUUCAGGAGCCCGCGAAGAUGACCUCGAAUAUUCUGCGGUCCAACGCGCCGACGCCGGAAUGGGCAACAAGUUGCAUCGCUUGGUUCGCGCGUGUGCCGAAACCGAAGAAGACAAUCCAAUCCUCUCGAUUCACGAUCAAGGCGCCGGGGGCAAUGGUUCAAUGAGAAAUCUUUAGUCUGGAAAUGAUCAUCUUCAGCAAAUGUUCUCAAGGAGCUCGUUCUUCCCAUGGGCGCGACUAUCAAUUGCAGUAGUUUCAACCUCGGAGAUGAAAGUUUGUCGGUGAAAGAGCUGUGGACGGCCGAAUAUCAGGUGAAAACUGAACAAUUUGAUUUUUUCAUAAAUAAUUGAGAAAAUUCCCUUCUUAUAGCUGAUUCACGGGUGGCUUGAGCCAUCCAAAAAAAAAAGGGUCCUGACACGAUAAUUCACGAGAUAGCGCCUGGCUCGUGGAGAGCGCACACAGGACACGCCCCCUUAGCGUGUCAAGCUGGCCGUGAAUCAGCUAUAUCAUUAAAAGAAAAUUUUUCUUGAGAUUACCAAAAAAUGUUCUCAUUGGAGCGCAUGAGCCGCUCAAAUUCCCCGAAACUUUAUUCCACGUUCUGAAAAUGAUAGCGCUUUUCGGACAUUGGUAACUUAACGCGAAGCGGAAUUGCUUCGGAAGUUUUUGGGCAUUUCUAGUGACCACUUUAGUAGCGUCAGCACUCUUAAAUGAUCCCUAGAAUUGCACAGAAACGUCCGGAGUACGUCCGUUUUUCGUUACCAAUGUCCGAGUUAAUGGAAAAACCAUCUAACGAUCACUCAAAUGACUUUUAAGCCUCUUAAGGGCUCCCUUGAAAUCGUCCGAAAGCUCUAGGAAGCACCCACUUUUUAAUUUUUUUUUUUCUUAGAGUCCAAUUAAAUUUUUCAAAACAGUCACUGUUUCAUAUCGAUAUCUGCUUUUUGAAGUUUUUGAAAAAAAAAAGAAGUUUCUUUAUUUUGCAAAGUCGGAAUGACCCAGGUCCGUAAAGGUCCAUAGAAAUGUUCCUUUUAGGGUAAUGAAGGGUCUCUUUUUGCUGCCUUUUUGUGCCAUUUCCUCAGCCCAUAUGCACCUUUUUUGCUGCCUCUCCCUUUCUCCACCAUUUCUCGAGCCUUCAAAAUCCCAGAAAAAAAAAAAUGGAAGCCUCGAGAAAGGGACUCUCUUUGUUGACCUUCUGAGGCCUUUUUGCGGCCUUUUUUGAGCCUCUCCCUUUUAGUAGCCAUAUUCACUAUCCCGACUUUGCCCGAGUUUUCUCAAUUUUUAAAAUCUUAACUUUCCAAAAAAAUAAUGCUUAACUUCAGGAGAGCGACGCAUGCCUCGUUGAUCCUCGUUCCAUCGAAAAACUCAAAAAAAUUGGCCUCCGAGAAGGUUGUCCCGUGGAAGUUGUUGGCCGAGUUGACUGCAAGGAUGAAGAAAUACAUAACGAGGUAGGGAGAAUCCCUAUGACAUCACAGGAGAAAAAAAAAAUCAAAAUAUAAAUUUCAUAAGAAGGAAAACUCACAAAUCGUGAAGCUUGGAAUUUUCCAUAAAAUUGCCAAAAACCCUUCCGAAAGAAGGUUUGUCAUGGUCGCCAUCUGUGCAAAUUUUUAUUUUGCAUAGGAAGUUUUUAAAAUUGCGAAAUAUUGAUUUCAGGUCUACAGUUUGUUCAUAUUUUGAAUGGUAAGUAGUCGCUCAAGCUCCGCCCCUAAUGGCGCGAUAAACCAAUCAGAAAGCGAGCCAUUCACAGAACGUUUUUGAAUGACGUCAUUGUACUUGACAUUCAAAAUCUAAACGGACUAUAUCUCCGAAAAUAAAAUCUCGCAUAGACAACGUAAAAGAGGAAUCUUUACUAAGAACUGAGGCCUUAUACAAUUAAAAGGAAAAUAAUUUUCCGUCGUUUUCCUGAAACUCGUAUAUGACUAAAUUUAGUCUUUUUCUGACUGAAAUUGUUUUUCCUCUAUCCAAAUCUUCUUAUAAAGUCUUAAUACAUAAGAUAACGUCGGAAUCAUUGAUAUCCUAGCGAGUUUCAGGCCUUUUCUAUUUUCAGGAAAAUGGCAGAAAAUCAUUUUCCACUUUAUUGCAUACGGCCUCUGAAGAGAAUCAAAAAUGCUCUAAAAAUUGCGUCAGUGAUAAUUCCUAGGUUUCCUCUAAACUCAUGUUUUACAACAAAAAAAAAACGGAUAAAUCUGGAUUCAGAUAGUUGUGCAAGACUUUGAUGAUUCGAGAGCGGCAAAUCCAAAUCGGCGACCACCUGUGCAGUUUGAAGCGUCGUUCCUUCAGCCUAGAACGAAGGUUUCAGAAUAUGAAUAUUUAGGAGGCCCUCAAAAAAUUGAUAGAAGAGAAAAUUAGAUCAAAUUGGUGAUUGUUUUUCUAGGUUUUUGCUUGUUUUUUUUUCUUUUUUUCUCGAAACGAGAUUCAAUUCUAGAUCGUGUUUCAUGUCUCUGAGGUAUAUUGAUAGAGAAAACUUUUAUUUUCAGAAAAAAAUUGUCCUGGUACACUUUGGAACCUCAAUGAUUUAAAAAAAAAGUCAUGCCGGGGAAUUUCUGAGUGGUCCCUAUAGGCGUUUGUUGUUUUAGGGACCCCUAUAGGGGUCAAAAUUUAAGGGGCCAUUAAAAGAAGAGCGUAGGAGUCCUUAUAGGGCUCAUUAUAGGGUUUCUUCGGAAUCCCGGAAUAAUUCAAAAUUUUCCAAUUUUUGCGGAAAACUCACUUGCGCAAUGAUUCUACGGCUUAUUGACCUCCUUUUUGAGAGAUUGAACAAAUUUUGAAAGCUAACCUUUUGUAAACCUUCAUUCAUUCCUCAAUCCAAUGAUGAGCGACUUUUCCAGGCGUUCCACGUCGGUGUCCAACUCCGAAGCCUGAACAACAUUCUGGUAGAUGACCACAUAGAUUUUGUAGAUGUUCUGGACAAAAUUUUGCAUUUGCCGUCGGUGGCUUCCAAGAGGUAUGUUCAGUAAACCGGAAAAUUUCUGAUUGGCGAACUCGCAAACAUGUCGUUUUGUUCUCGCGCGGCUCACGCUUUUUUAGGCGCGAUCUCGCGUUCCUCUUGCAUUCAAAAACAAAAGGAAAGUUUGCGUAGUUCGGAGUCGCGUCGAUAAAAAUGAAAUCCCGUGGCGGCUACAAAGCAGCACGGAAAAAUACCAGAAUCGCCCCCACACUGCUUUCACCCCCGCGCUCUAAUCACCCCCCCACACUGCUUUCACCCCCGCGUUCCAAUCACCCCCCACACUGUUUUCACCCCCGCGUUCUAAUCACCCCCCCACACUGUUUUCACCCCCGCGUUCUAAUCACCCCCCCACACUGCUUUCACCCCCGCGUUCCAAUCACCCCCCCACACUGUUUUCACCCCGCGUUCUAAUCACCCCCCCACACACUGUUUUCACCCCCGCGUUCUAAUCAGCCCCCCCACACUGUUUCCAUCCACGCGUUCUAAUCAGCCCCCCACCAAGCCAAGUUCCGAUCUGCGGUGGUUGAAUCAGAGGACUUCAUGUGGGGGGUAAAAUCAAACGCGGGGGACAAAUCUGUGGCCCGCCGCAGUACAAAACAGGGGCCGAUUCUGAAACGCCUAGGCGAUCUUUCAUAUUCGCCCCCCGCACUGCUUUGAAAUAGUCCCCCAGAGCAUUCGAACAAGCCCCUCUCCCAUUCCAGAAUGACCCCCCUCCCCUUUCGAAAUGACCUCCCCCUCCCAUUCCAGAUUGGCGGUACCCAAUAUAUGGGGGGUAUACUGUAUUAUCCCCCAGCAGCACUUUUUGCGAGGUCGUCAAUAUGUCCCCCUUUUAUCUCGGCAGUCAUUUUUGGUCUUAUUGGCUCACUCUCUUUUUUCAGGUCGUGGAAACUGUAUAACUAACUUAUCAAAUAACCAUUAGAAUUAAAUUUCAGAUACCUGACUUGCAAAGUGGACCGUUCGGUGACGGGCUUGGUCGCUCAGCAACAAUGUGUCGGCCCGCUUCAUACCCCACUUGCAAACGUCGCCGUCGUCGCCUUGUCUCAUUUCACCAAAGUGAUUCAGUUUUUGAAAAAAAAAUCAUCCUGCUUCGGCGUCUCAAAAAUGAGACCUUCGCCAUUUUUCCCGGUGGAUUUGCUGAUGAUAUAGGGCUGCCACGGGCUACCAGACUCUCAAAUCGUCAAAAAACCUUUUUUCUCUAUAUUUCACCAACUUCUCGAUUUCUACUUAUUUUCAACUUUGCGGGUCAAUAUAUAACCAAUUUUAGUUUGCAAUCGAGUACGAGGAAAAGCAUAAAAAUCAAAAGCUCAGAGGACUUACACAAAUUUUGAGAAAAUGGGUGGAAAAUUAGGUUUUACCCUAAAAAGAUAGUACUGACUUUUCUAUAGAAAGAAUCGGGGAAAUGGCGGCUUCCAAAAAUAAUGUGAGGCCGUAUGCAAUAAAGUGAGAAUAGCCUUAAACUCGCUAGAAAAUUGUUGAUUUUGACUUCAUCGGAUUUAAUGAGGCUUUAUUAGAAGAUUUGGAUAGGAAAGAAACAGAUUCAGUCUAAAAAAGACUAAAUUCAGUCAUUUUCGAGUUUCAGGAAAAUGGCGGAAAACCAUUUUCCACUUUAUUGCAUACGGCUCCGACCGUGUAUACCUGUACUAAUUUCAUCUAUUUUUUUGCUCCCUGGUUUUUAUUUUGGCGUUUUAAAAGAUUUUUAACAUGCAGAGAGGCGGCGCGGUAGCGGUCGGCGAGCAACCCUUCAAAAUGCUGGUCAACGUUUCGGCUGGCACUCGGAUGACCGUGGCGGAGUCGCUCCUCAAUCUGGCCUGGGUCCGGAUUUCGUCGCUGAAGGACGUGAAAAUGUCGGCCAACUGGAUGUGGCCGGCCAAGUGCGACGGCGAAGGCGCCCGGCUCGUCAAGGCUGUCGAACACCUCUGCAGUGUAAGUCUCAAGGAAACCUAUUCAUUAAUGGCGUUUUUUUUCUCCGUAAAGUGUGGUGUGUUGUGUGCAUGCACAGCGCCGCUUUCGCGUAGAAAAAUCGUUCAUUUAAUGAAAAUUGGAUUCGUCUCAAUUCCCUUUAGCAGAGUGGAAGCCUGCGCCUUUAAUAUGCCCUGUUUUUUACGCUCGUAGAGCCGAAAUCUAUGUCGUUCCCAUGACGUCACGAAGGAACCGCGCAGGUUUUGACUCCGCCCACCGCGUUUUCGGUUUCGCCUUCACUUCCACUAAAACAAACUCGUUAAAAAUAGCAUUGGCGAUUUUUUUUUUCAGUAUUUAUUUUUGAGAGGGAUCGAAGUCUAUAAUGCGGCCAAUUUUCAGGCCUUUUGGAAAAUUUUUCAUUUACAUUAUAGCUGAUUCAUGGCUGACUUGAGCUAUCAAAAAAAAGGGUCCUGGCACGAUAAAGAAAGAGAGAGUGCUUGGGUGAGGGAGAUCGCAGACAGGCCACGCCUCUUUGUGUCCCAAGCUAGCCGUGAAUCAGCUGUAACAAUUAUCGACGAGCAUGUCCCCUAUAGGGGCCUCUUUUGCAAGGUUUAUUCGCCCCUAUAGCGAUCGGUAAAGUGGUCCCUAGAGUGGAGGCUAUGAGCCGUUUUCAGUGUUUUUUUUAAAGUCAUGUAUAACUUAUUCACGGCUGGCUUGAGCCAUCCAAAAAGGAGAAAACUAGAAAGUGCCGAGUUGGUGGAGAGCGCAGACAGGCCACGCCCCCUCAUCGUUCCAAGCUAGCCGUGAUUCGGCUAUAGCAAAAGGAAGCUUUUAAAGUUGGUUUUUGAGGCAAAAAACAUUCCUUACAUCAAAAUUGUACAGAAACGGGAAAUUUAGACUGUCACAAUUCUUUUUCUUUUCUAGUUCGUAGAGACGCUCGGCUGUGCCAUCGACGGCGGAAAGGACUCGCUGAGUAUGGCGACCAAAGUUGGAGAGGAUGUCAUCAAGGUAUCCAACAUCUCUCUUUUUGAAAUCGGUCGUUAAGUCUCCGCCAACCCUGGUCCUUUCGUCCUACGCGACUGUCCCCGACAUUACCAAGCUCGUGACGCCGCGUCUCAAGGCCACUGGCUGUAAGUUUUAGAUUCCUGUUUUCAUUCGGGUACUUGGGAAACCGACCAGAACAGUCAUAAUAAGGUGCUACGACAAGAGCGAGUUUUCCAUUUGCGGGGAGUACUGUAUGCGCAAAUGCGCAUUGAGUGCAUACACUUUUCGUGUUUGCUCUUUCGUUGCGUGACGUCACCGGGUCGGCAAUCUCCGGGUUUUUUGUUUCCGAGUUUUUUUUUUCGAAUAUUUUCAACUUUUUUUUUUUGCUUUUCUCAAGCUUCGCAUUUUUCUCGAUGAUAUUUGCACGAUAAAAAACAGUAUCAAGAAAGAAAAAGUUGAAAAGUAUUCGAAAAAAAAGCUCGGAGAUGUCCGACCUGGUGACGUCACGCAACGAAAAUGUAAACACGCAUAGUGUAUGCACGGAAUGCGCAUAUCCGCAUACAGUACUCCUCGCAAAUGGAUCGCCCUUGUCGUAGCACCCAUAAUAAACAGCAAAAACCGUGGGUCCCGCUUUAGUGAUCACUUAGGUUUGUGCAAGGGCCGGCCCUACGAUAUUUUCCCAAGCUCGCUCAGGCCCCUUAGUGAGACCUUAAGCAAAAACGGCCAUCCUGCGCAGAAGAGCGCAACUUUUUUCAAUACAAUGUAGUCCGUCCGUCCGCCGCGACUUGACAGUUCUCGCGUGUCUGCGUCUCUCUGUUCCCUCACCGGCUAGGUCAGAGAAACAUGGAAACAGCACGUAGAAAUGAGAGGGACGUCGAGAGAAAAGGAGGGCGCAGAGAAGUUGCGAAAAACGGACAGUAGUAGACUUUUAUUUUAACGACAAAAAUCACGUUUUUGGUUUUUUCCGCUUUUUAAAGGUCUAACUUAAAAUUUGAACAGGAACUAUGAAUUAAAGUUGUAGUGAUUCAUUUUUAGAGUUAGUGUAAGAAAUUUUUCGAUGCGAUUUUUAAGUCUAUUUGAAGUCCAUCGCAGAAAACGGGCCGGCCCAGCACAGCCCGACGGGCAAGCCUGCUCCGCAAGGUAUGAGAAGUUCGCUCUCGGCGAACUUUUACAUGCAUAUUCAAUAAGAAGCAGUUUUUAUAUUGAUAGAAAUUUAGGUUUUAUUUUUCAGCUAAUCUUAACGGCACGAGAAUCAUCUAUGUUCGACUCUCUGAUGAUGAGCGAAUCGGUGGAACGGCUCUGGCGCAAGUUCUCAAUAGAGUUCGUUUUGAAGACAGAAAAAAAUACUCGGAGAAAAAUUUCUAAUGUUUUUUUUAGGGAAAAAAAUUCUUUUAUUAUUAAAAAAAUCGAAAAAAAUAGUUAAAAAUGUCUCAUAAAUAUUAUGCCGUGUUCAAUUUGAUUUCGCGAAACGCAAAAUGAUCUCUGACUCUCCAAAAUUUAGUGAUAUUUUGAUUUCUCUAACGGGUAUUUUGCAUUUCGCGUAAUCAAAUUGAACACGGCAUUAAAAUGUUGAGGCAAGUAUAAGUUCUGCCGCAGCUUCUCCUUUUGAAAAAUGUCGAAGAAAGUUUAUUUUUAGGAUUCUCGGAACAAAAAUGCUUCAAUUUCAAUGCUACUUUCAAAAACCAUUCCAUCAAAACCAAACUUUGUCAUAAGUUGUAAAAUAUUGAUUUUUUUUCGAAAAAAAUCCUGCACGUCAUGCUUGAUCAUCAUUUCUCAGCAUAGCUUUUUUUUUCAGACCGGCAACAAGUCACCUGACAUCGACGACAUAAACCUUUUCCGCUUAUUGUUCGAGACGAUUCAGGAUUUGGUGGAGAGAUCAGUUAUUUUUUCUGGUAAAUUGCUGAUUUUUGAUGCUUUUUACGGGUUUUCGAGGCUUGUGAAACUGACAAGUAGAGGGCCUGAAUGGAAAGAAAUGGAUAUUUCUUGAGGCCAUGACGUCUCGGACGGCGGCGUUCUGGUCGCGCUGUUGGAGAUGGCGUUCGCUGCGAAUUGCGGCCUCAACAUCGAGUUCAACUUGGACAAGGAGAACCCGGACAUACGAGGUUUUGGGGAAUCGCUCAAAAAAGUCUUUCAGAAAAUGUUGAUUAACAUGAACAUGGGCAAGUGAAGGACUCAGCUAGUCCAUGCGAAGGGGUAGACUUUCAAAAAUAACGAGGGAGUAUGGUUUUUAAAGGCAUUGGGACAGUAAAAAACGGGGUUUGAGGUAAAAGCCACGGCGUUUUUUUGGCGGCGCCCCGCCCAUAUUUUUUCCGUGAAGUGUAGUGUAUAGUGUGAAUGCACUGCGGCGCUCUCGCACAUUCUUUUCAAGUAGUUUUCGCUAAAAUCAGAAUAAUACCUGAAUUUCCCAAAUUCAGUCCUAUUUUUCAUUUUCCGGAGGCUAUUCUGAACUUCGCGAUAUCACUAUGAACACGGCAACAGAAAAAUUGCGUCUUUUUUAAAUGAGAAAACGAUUCGUUUCGUGACCCAUUGAACAUGCGCCUUUAAUAUGCCCCGUUGUUUACGCGUGUUUACCAUGACGUCACAUGGGAACGGCGGAGGUUAUGACCCCGCCCCCUUCAUUUUUGGUUUCGCAUUUUCUUCCACUAACAAAAACGCCGUGAAGCAGUACUUUGUAGAGCUUUUCAUUGCGAAACGAACGGCGUAAUCGAAAAAACAUAACCAUGAGUUCUUUUGAAAAACAACAUAAUUUUAUUAUCCCGUCUUCAAACUUUGAAAUAUGCUCUGGAUCGGUGUACAGAAAACUGUUUACAGUACCCGUGCACGAGAAGUUGCGAAAAACACACCCCGAUAUAAGUGGAAAAAUAGACGAAUCGGAGCCAGGUAAUAAACGUAUACCGAGCAUAUAACUCAAAAUGGAUCAUGGUGGUAUAUUAAUAUGUUCAUAGUCAUACUUCCGGCAUACGAAAAGUCGGAAAAGAUGUAGAAAGGCUCCAUAGAAAUGGUCCUUCUAGGGUGACAAAGGCCCAUUUUUUGCUGCCAUUUUGCACCAUUUUCUCGGCCCGUAGGCGACCUUUUUGCAGCCUCUCCCUUUUUUCACCAUUUCUUGAGCCUUCAAAAUCCUAUUCGUGUGUGAACUCAAAAUAUCGAUAUUUCAACCGAAAAGCGUAUAAAAUCGUCAUUUUUCACCGCAGAAGCAUUUUGCGAAUAAAAUUUGCAAAUUAUACAUGAAUUGAAAAUUCUUGUGACGGAGAAAUUUGGUCACAACAGAAAAAAAAAAUUCAAAAUUGAAAGAAACGAAAGCCAGAAAAUGCCUCUUGUCCACAGAGCAACUUUACUGCGAAACGCGGAAAUUUAAAACUUUUUCUCUCUUAUUUCGAACAACUGUUUCUCCGAAAAUAGGAACUUUUGUAAAUUUUCAAGUAAACGGUUCGAUUCGCAAUGAAAAGCUCUACAAAAUAUUGAUACUGAUUUCACCUGAAACCCCGUUUUUUACUGCCCCUAUGCCGUUAAGCUCAUGGAGACUAUGUUUCCAGCAAUAAAAACUCGUUUUAAUCUCAGGGAGGUAGUGAUGGCUUCAAUUGAGGAAGAAUUAGGGGAUGGCGACCUUUGAAAAAGGUUUUUUCUCAUGAAACUAGGAAACGUUUUUCACCCUCCGUAUGAACUUUUGAUGAAACUUUGCUAAAGUGUACUUUAGGGUCUCCUGGUUCCAGAACAACAGAAAAUUUUGUUGAAUUGGAUCUAGUUUUCGAGUUAGGACAAUUCAAAAGCCUAAAAUAGCGCUUUUUUGUCAUAAUUUGCGUAUUUUGCGGGCUUUGAAGCUUCAUAACUCGGAAACAAAAUCUAUUAGCAAUAUCGCUCGCCUCUCGCUGCGACCUCGCAAACGUCUUGCGCUAUAUCGCUCUCUGAAAAAAAUUUUUUUCUUCAAAAUUUUUUUUCCUUGAAUUUGAUUGAUUUCAUCAUAAAAGUCAAAAAUAAAGCAAAAAAAUGUUUUUCAAAUUUUUGAGAGAGAGCGAUAUGGCAGCGACACGCUGACGAGAUCGCAGCGAGAAGCCUUGGCUAUAUCGCCUGCGGCCCGCUGCGAUAUCGGAAAUUAUGUUGGGUGACGCGGAGAUGGAGCGCGUAAUGUGCAAACACGCAAGGUGCACGCGCCAAAUGCGGACUUCCGCAUACAGUACUCUUUCCAAAAAAAAAAAACUCGUUUUUUUCGUAGCCUCACUAACGUCCUCACUGAUUUGAAUGCCUCAAAAAAUCAUACAAUAUAGUAGAAUAAGUUUAGGUCUGAGAUUUUUCGUUUAGUUCUCCAAUUUCAGUUUGAGAAAAGAAUAAGAGUGAAAGGGUUUCAGAUUAUCUCCAAACGUUGUUUUCCGAAGAGUGCGGUGUUCUAAUCGAAGUGGAUGAUUGGAAGGCCAAAGACAUCAACAAAAAGCUGAACGAUCUCGGGUUCAUCUCCAAAGUGGUUGCCGUACCACUAAACCUCUUCGGCAAAGAUGCUUUCGUAUGUUGUCCAACGACUUGACAGCAACAAGAAAAACAGACUAAACUCUACGAAUUGAUUCGAAAAAAUAAGCAUCUACAUCAAUGUAAAAAAAAUGAAUAGCUCUAUUGGUUGAAAAAAAUUAAUAGCUCUAAUAGUUGAAAAAGAUGAAUAGCUCUAAAGAAUUAGAAAUUUUUGACUUUUUGAAAAUUAGAUAGUUUUUUCUUAAAUUUGAAAGCUCGCGGAAGUAUGACGUACUAUUCAGAUGCCCUGUAAACCUACAAGGUUUUUUUUUCUUUUGAGAACAAAGUUUGAAUUUUUCAGCUUCGUUUUAAGAAAAAUAAUAACUUUGAAGAUUUUUUUGAUAACUAGGAAGGUUUUGAGGUUGAGACUUGGUUAAUAAUUUAGAAGGUUUUCUAAAAAAAUUUUAAAAAGGGAUUUCCGCAGACAAAAACUGAGUUAAGCAGAACACAAUUCAAGCAUCUAAAGAUCUAAAGGAAAAACUCUCUGGGAAAAUUUUUAGUGGCUACUAUAGGGUUUUGACGUUUUAGUGGCCACUAUAGAGGUCUAAGUGAUACCACUAGACCACUAAAAUUUUUAGUGUCCACUUGAGGGGUCGAUGGAUCAACAUAACUGGUUCUAUCUGUUUUGUUUUUAAUUAUCAGAGUUACUAGAAGGAAUACUGGAUGAAAAACUACUGAAGUGGCCACUAAAUAGAGAACUUCUAUAGUGACCACUAAAACGGAAAAUAGUGGCCACUAUAGAGGUGGAUUCAGUGGCCACUUUAGUGUCCUCUCCAAGUAGUCCUUGGCGAGCCUUUAUAGUGGCCAUUAAACAUUUUCCCAGUGAAUUGGGAAACUAACCACGAUAAGCAGGCAAAAAUUUAAGCAGAAUAAAAUUAGGAACUAUUUCUAAGCUUUUUUUUUUUGAGAUCGGAGUUUUCGGGCCCAAACUUCCGAGCUGUCUGAGACCCAGUUUUUUUUUUUGACUGAAUAAACAUCAUUUCUGAAAAAAACUUACCUUUAUCGGGAUCGGCAGGUGAAAGUCGUAGUGAACGGCGAAAGAUUGCUCUACGAUUCGACGAGAAACCUCCGCGAGAGCUGGGAGACGUUGGGCCACCGAAUCGGCGUCUAUCAGACCACUAUCGGCUGUUUGGCACAGGAAAAGGCGCUCCGUGCGAAGAUCGACCAGGUCGAAUACAACCUUGACUUUGACUGGAAUCACAACAUAAGUUUCCUCCAAGAUUCCGAUUUUUUCACACAAGGUUCGUUUUGAAAAAGGAAGCAAACAGAAAAACGCGAGUUGAGCUAGGAAUAUUUUAUUAGAAUCUUCUUACAGGCCAGUGUGAACCAUGAGAAGUUUGACUAAAAUUGAAAAAUCUUUUGAAGACAAAGUGAUUUUUAAUGGACUUAUGGUGACGGUUGAACUGAAUUUUUAUACUUUUUUCAAAGUAGGAAUUUUCAGAUGAGGAAGUUAUCUAAAAAAUGAUCUUGGGAACGCAGUAGAAGUGGAUUUUCUAUUGAACCUGUUUAGUCAAUGUUUCCCAACUUGAAAGGCGAAGGAGGCGGGCAAAGGGGCGGGACGCGUAGCGUGUGCGUACGCGGUUCUUGGCACGAGUUUAAUUCAACCGCCAGCGACUAUUUGGAAAGCUCCUUUAUCGCUCUUUUUCACUUUUUUUCAAAUUAUUUAUCGAUUUUUUUUCAUGUGCGCAUUAAAAAUAUAGUAGAACAUAUAAAGAAAGAGCGGUGAACGAGCCUUUUUAAACAGCCGCUGGCGGUUGAAUUGAACUCUUGCCAAGAACCGCGUACGCACACGUUACGCGUCGCGCCUCCUGCCCCGCCUCUCUCGCCUUCCAAGUCGGGCUUUACUCAAAUUUGGAAAAAUGAAGAAAUUAAAAAGUUUUUACAAAAAACAUCCCUUUAAAGUGCAGUACAAAAAACGAGUCCAUAGACAUUUUGUUGAAUCGCAGCACCAAAAGUGGCGAUCAUCCGCGAGGAAGGAUCCAACGGCGACCGAGAACUGGCCGCCGCCUUCACCUACGCCGGAUUCCAGACAUGGGACGUCACCAUGAACGAUUUGGUCAAUGGACAUUCUCUUGAGGGCUACAAGUACGGAUUCACUCAUUCACAAGGGGAAAAAUAAAGGAAAAUGUGACCCGUUCGAGUUACCCUAAAGAGUUAUUUGAAGUAACAUACGUUGGCUGGAUCCCACCCCGGGGUGCGGCCAUACACUUUUUCUUCGAUCGUUCGAUUUCUCGAUUUCUUCCUCCUUGGGCUGUCCUGCGUCAUGUUUUUCAUUUUACUGAACUGAAUGGGGUUAUCAUUUGAAUAUUAGCCUUUUGAGAUGAAAAUUGGGGGCAUUGAAGUGUGAUUGCAACGGACUUUCGGCACAACUACCUGGGAAUCUCAAGGAAAAAAAUGAUUAAUUAAAAAAAUUGAGAAAUGAGCUCUGAUAUCUUCAAAAAAAUAUGAAUUUUUUUGAUGUUGGCCAAAAAAAAAAAAAUUUAUUCUAUUUUUUUAGACAAAGAAAUUUUGGAAUUUUUGAAUCUCGUGUGUUUUUCUAGCAGAGGAGAAAAAAGGAAAGAAAAUUAUAGCCUUGGGCAAGUUUCAUCAUGAAAUAUGCUCCAAGGAGAAUAAGAAUAUAAAAUCCAAAAAAAUAUGCUUGGCGGGGUUCAAAUUAGCAUUUUUUUUAACUGUUGAUUUUCUAAGAAUGGAGCAGGUCAAGAAGAAAUUUUUAGCGUUGUAAAGAUUUUUUUGCCUAAUAAAAGAGACAUUGGCUAAAUUUCGAGCUUUUUCAUAAGCAUUUUAUUAUUUAUUUUUUUGAUGAUCUCUUUGAUGAAAAGUUAUUCAUUUUCUUGGGUUUUAAUCUUGGUUUGAAGUAGUUUGAAAAACGGUAUCGAUAAACCUUCUGGUCCUCUGGUGGUCGCCAAUAGUUGUCAAGAACCAGUGACAACUUUUUGAAGAAGCGCUUUUAUUGGAGACAUUUUUAGAACCAUUAUUGGAGCCAAGAAGUAACGAAAAUCAAAGUUUAAAAAAAACGUAAAAUAACACCGGACAUGGCUCCUCACCUAGUAACCUUCAUAAAUAAAGAUCACGCUCCUCUAAACAACAAAUGAGACAGUUUUUUUAAAAGACAUUUUAAUUUUAGAAAAAAACUUGUUCAUUUUAUUUAAUCACUGAAGUGAUCACUGAGAACUGCCAAGUUGUAGCUUAAGAGGCUGGUUAUAAUUUUUUUUUUUAAACAGAAGAUUAACUUUGGGGAGCUGUUUUCUUUUAUUUUGAUUGUUUCACAGAAAAAAAGGAGGAUUAAUCGAUUGCUUCGAAUUUUUCAUCCCUUGAGUGGCUAUUUUAAAAAAAUAAAGAUCAUCGAGUUUUUUUAAUUCAGAGCUUCUCAAGAAUGUAAUUCCUUGGAAUGUCGCUCGAGAAAAAAAGAAAAAAAUUAAGCAAUAUUCUAAACUCAAAAAAGGGACUUUUUUUUCAAAAAAGAAGGGCUUUUUUUCAGCGGAGUCGCCUUCGUUGGUGGAUUUUCUUUUUCGGAUGUCGGUGGAUCGGCUAGAGGUACUGUUUGGAAUUUUUUAAAACGAACUCGAAAAAUCUCUUCUUUACAAGCAUUUGCACAGCUCUGAAAAGCCGAAAAAAUAUCAAAUUUUUGAUUGAAAAUAUAUUUUUCUCUUCGUAAACUUCAAAAACAGGAGAUUUUUGUAGCCUGGGCAAUGUCGAUUCUCAACGGAGACCUCAAAAAGAAGUUUGAUGAUUUCCGAGCACGAGAAAAUUCCUUCUCGUUAGGGAUAUGUAAUGGUUGCCAGCUGAUGGCGUAUUUGGGCUGGAUUGGGGAGAACCGUAAGUUUUGAAUGAUAGAACUUGCAUCGAAUCGUUCUUCUUUCAGCUAUCGAAGAUCUGAACUUUUUCUUCAAUGACAAUCUUUGUGGCCGCUUUGAGUCGUCGUUCUGCUCGGUUCGUGUGGAGGAAUCUGAGGCGAUGAUGCUCAAGGGAAUGAAAGACGCCGUCUUGGGAAUUUGGGUCGCUAAUGGAGAAGGUGAACUGAAAAGUGAUGAGAGAAUGGAGUCAUGGGUCACAAAAAUCCAGAACGAAGGGUUUUCGUGUUACCACUCUUCAAAACUCAAAAAAUGAGCACUUACAAGAAAAUCUAAGAAAAAGAAAAAUUGCAAAAAAAAGUUUGCAUAGAGUGGGGUCCGAACCUGUGACCUCGCUCAUUUCAUUCCACCGUCUUCACACUGCUCUACGGCCGCCGAAUCGGAAUACCACACCGCGCUCGCAUUUCUUUAUCAUGCACGGAGCUUUAAAAAAAAAUUUGGAAAUUCUCCACGGAGCUUUAAAAAACCUUCGGCGAACUAAAAGUCCAGUGUAGUUGAUCAAGUUCAAAGCAUAGUCAUACGGUCCUUCGCCUCGUUCCUCUGCACGUAGUUCAUUCAGUUGCGCCUUGACGAGCUCAGAAUGUAGUGGAUGUUGUAGCUGGAGCCCGGAGACCGUUCUCUAGCUGGAAGCCUCGAAAUGAAAGAGAGACAACUUCGAGUGAAGAUUUUACACGGAAACUUGACGAAAUUUGGAAAUUCUCCAUUUUAUCUUUUAAGAUUGAGAGUAUAAUGACUCUACUAAAUAGUCAAUACAAAUUAAGAUUCAAUAAAUUAUAAUUUUUAUGAGCUUUAGAAGUUAUCUUAGUAAAAUGGAUAGUGAUUUAUCCUUAACGUGGGGGUUUUAUCUAUUUGCUGAUUUUUGAGUAUUUUUAAUAAACGUACCUUUAACUGUUAAUAAUUUCUAGAAGCUUCGAGUUUCACAUUAAAAAUUUGAACGAGUGCUGUAGAAGCUCUCCUUCAGAUUAGGUCAGCUUGAAUUGUCACCGAACUUGUCAGUUUUAAAGUAGGGAAAACUACAGUAUACAUAGCUAUUUAAUGAACUUCGCUUCGAGACCUGUGAUUUUAAGGUGAACAGUAUCUAUUUUUGGCCAGAAAAAAGACGUCUGGCGCGGAAUAGACUAUGAAAAAAUUCGAAAAGACGAGUUUUUUUUUAUUAAUUUUGACAUUUUCAGGCCGAUUCACUACGAAAAACCCAGACGUCCUGGGAAAUUUUGCAAAGAACAGACAAGUCGGCUUGCGUUACGUUGACCACCACGGGCAGAAAACACCGUUCGGUGAGACGCUACCGUAUCCGCAGAAUCCGAGCGGAUCCGAGGACGACAUCGCCGCCAUCUGCAGCAGCGACGGACGACAUCUCGCCAUGAUGCCUCAUCCUGAACGGUUCAACCUUUUCUUUCAAUCAAUCCAUCAAUCAAUAUUUUUAUUUUUAGUAAUAAGUGAAAUAGGCUAGGCGAUAAACAAGAAAUUUUUGAGCGAUAGCAAAAAACUGCCAUGGGCGGACUAGAAGUCCAAACCUGUAGUUUUUCAUGUUGAAAUCAUAAUCCUACAUGAUGCCCCGUCCUGAACGGUUCAUUCUGUCUUUUUAAUCAACCAAUCAAUGCUCAUUCUUGUUGUAGUAGUAGAUUUAAUCGAAUAAAUGACGAACAAGAAGUUUUCAAGUUCUGUUAAACGACCGCCUUUGGCGAACUAGAAGUCCAAACCUGUAGUUGAUCAUGUUGAAAGCACGAUUUUACUGUUCUUCGGCUCGUUCUACUGCGCGUAGUUCAUCCAAGUGCGCCUUAAAGAGCUCAGGUUAUAGGGGAUGUUGUAUAGUGAACUUCGCCUAAACUUGUCAUAAUUUGAAAAAAGUAGAAAACUCUACAGAAUACAAAGCUUUUUGCUCCCUUCGCUUCGAGACCUAGAUGUUUUUGCCUAUCCGCUUUAAGACCCACGAUCUAAGUAAUACAGUACUGCGGGCAAAAAAAAAAAAGACAAGCUGGCUCAGGCUAAGCUCCAGAUGGAACCCGGAGAACGUGCUCUAGCCCCUAGAUGAGAGCAACCACAAAUAAAUGAACUUUACUCGGAGUUUUAAUUGAAUUUUUUACUUUCCUUCUCUGAAUAGAACAAAGAACGAUUUGUCGAUUUCAGCUCCUUCCUCACCUGGCAAUGGCCCGAGUAUCCGAACAAACACCUGGCGAGAAAUAACGACCUGACGCCGUGGAUCAAAAUGUUCCGCAACGCGUACGAUUGGUCUUUGAAGAACCCGAUCAACCAGGGAAAAUAA